Molecule: messenger RNA, 1638 nt
Organism: Panicum virgatum (switchgrass)
Lineage: Eukaryota; Viridiplantae; Streptophyta; Magnoliopsida; Poales; Poaceae
Exons: 1
Coding region: 414-1391 (325 amino acids)
Source: RefSeq, a predicted model, not a curated record
AUGGACUUGUACCCAGCAGAUAUAUUAAGCGAUGGAUGGAGUUUGAGUUCCAAAUCAUUCAUAUCAUAGGAGCUUCAGCCUAGGCUUUUGUGUUGGCUCACAAGAAUCAACAAUGUGCUUACUUGUUCCUGGUGUUGACUAUGGACUAGUACUAGCUAUUACCGUUGCGGACGCGCUAGUGACCAGUAGUACUAGCUAGCAAGACCGCAGUACGGACCAAGGAAGGAGAAAGAGAAACCACCAUCAUCAUCCUUCAUCAUGGCAAUGGCAAUGACAAUGACAAUGCCACCCUCUCUUAAUUAAUUAGUAGCUUCUUCAUCUCUCUCGCCUACCAAUACCAGUAUAUAUAAAACCCCGGCCACCAUGUAUGUACAUGCAUAGCUAGCACCCCAAGCUAGCAGUAGCAGGCAGCCAUGGCGAUGAACAGCUUCUACUCGUCCAUGGCGCACGGGCUGGAGGCGCUCCAGCACAGCCCGCACGCGUGCCUGUCGGCGCCCUUCCUCCAGCAGGCGGCGGCGCUGCUGCGCUCCCUGCACUCGCAGCUCCUCCACCUGGUGCAGCGCCUCCACCUGCCGCCCGGCGAGCGCUGGCUCGACGAGUACAUGGACGAGACCUCCCGCCUCUGGGACGCCUGCCAGCUCGCCCGCGCCGGGGCCUCCGCGCUCGACGCCUACUGCGCCGCCGCCGCCCGCGUCGCGCCGGCGAUCCACGCCUGGCGCCGCCUCUACGACGCCGACCUCCAGGUCGUCCAGCGCGCCGUCAGCGCGCCCAGGCGCCACGCCGCCGGCCUCCAGCAGGACAACCGCGCGCUCGCCGACGCCAGGCUCGACCCGGCGACGCUCCUCCUCGACGCCCGCUCCCCGCUCGACUUCAAGCUCAACGCCUUCAACGGCUUCCGGGGGGUCCUCUACGCGCUGCGCAACGCCAGCUCCUUGCUCCUCAUCGUCCUCAUCUCCGGCACCGUCACCUGCCUCCCCGACCUCCUCCUCACAUGCGCUCCUGGCGCUGCCGCCGCUCCUGCUGGCGCCGCCACCCACCACCAGCACUACGCCGCCUCCAUGCUGGCACGCCUGCGCCAGCGCGUCGCCCAAGAAUUAGUGGACUCAGCUGGCUCAUCUGCUGCUGGGAAUGGGAUCAUGAUGUACGAGUUCCGCCAGGCCAGGGCUGCCAUCGACAGCCUCAAGCAAGACUUGGACAGGGUCGUCGCCAUGGGCUGCCGCCACCCGCCUGAGGACAUUAUUGGCGGCCUCGCCCAGAGAGCGGAGAUCAUCGAUGGCUGGGUCGGGAUGCUGCGAUCAGGAGCCGACAGCCUCAUCGUCGAGCUCGACGACUUCUUCGAUGAGAUCGUCGAGGGCAGGAAGAUGCUCUCCGACCUCUGCAGCCAUCGCUAGCUAUAGCUCUCCUAUAGCAAGCUGAAACAAACAAAUUAAACCAACCAAGACUUCAGUUCUUGUUCUUCUAUGAUAUAUGCUACUAGCUAGUACCAGCACUAGAACAACAAGACUAACAAUUCUAGGGAACGGAAGGGGUGCCUUUUUGUUUUCUUCCAUUGUUUUCCUCCAUGCAUGCAUCAGCUGGUUGAUGAGUUGCUGUACGUGUUUACUAUCUACAAUCUAGAUAAUAGCUACCAUUCUAGUA